AUGUUCAAUUGGGCAAAGCAGCAGCUGGCCAACGUGGCUGGCACUCAGGAGCCCAUCUACGGCCCUUCUGCCAUCCGAUCUGUCGCCGAAGAGACGGCCAAGAAGAGCCACACCGAGCUCACCCGCGAUGACAUCAAGUGGCAGGUCAUGGACUCGACCAACGUCGAGACCCAGACCUUUUACAUUUUCUCCAAGUCUGGCCGUAUCGGCAUGGCCCAGGUCAUCUACAGCAAUGUUGCUGGUAUUCGAGUGACGGCUCAGUUCAACGUCAAGGUCUUCUCCACCGACGCAUCCAAGGAGCACCUGUGGUGCUCUACCCCCCUCCAGAACAUCGACUUCAGCGAUGACAAGACGUGCUUUUACGCGACCGACUGCGCCCUGGAGCUGUCCGAGGACGGCACGACGUACACGAUCAAGAGCAUGAACGACGAGCGCGGUAUCGUCAACCUCAAGGUGACGCGGACGGCCCCCGGCAUCCACGCCGGCGAGACGGGCAAGACCUUGUAUGGCACCGACCUCAACGACCCGUGGGGCUACAUGCGCCACGCCUUCUGGCCCCGCUGCGUGGCCGAGGGCACCAUCACGACCAAGGACGAGGGCGCCCUCGACUUUGCCGGCCAGGCCCUCUACGCCUACGCUAUCCAGGGCAUGAAGCCCCACCACGCUGCCGCCCGCUGGAACUUCCUCGACUUCCAGGGCCCCAACUACUCGGCCGUCAUGAUGGAAUUCACCACCCCUCCCUCGUACGGCGCCACGCUGGUCAACGUCGGCGCCGUUCUCAAGGAUGGCAAGGUCGUCACUGCCGGCUCCGCCAACAAGGUUACCCACACUAGCGCCAAGAAGGACGAGGAGAGCGAAUGGCCCGAGCCCACCAGCGUCCGGUAUGUCUGGAGCGGCAAGGACGCCGAUGGCAACGAUGUCGAGGCUGUCCUCGAGGAUAGCCUUGGCCCCAGGAUCGACCGUGUCGAUGUCAUGGCCGAGGUCCCCGGCUUCGUCAAGAAGAUUGUUGCCGGUGCUGCCGGUACCAAGCCCUACAUCUACCAGUAUACCCCCAAGACAACCUUGAAGGUCAAGGUGGGCGACAAUGAAGAGUCCGACGAGGGUCAGGUCUUUACCGAAGCCACCUUCAUCUCGGAGACUGAAUAG
This is a messenger RNA of Geosmithia morbida, 1146 nucleotides long. Its product is annotated as Survival factor 1. Gene Ontology annotation, biological process: response to oxidative stress. Bases 1 to 1146 code for a protein of 381 amino acids. The record is from RefSeq and is a predicted model, not a curated record. Gene Ontology annotation, cellular component: cytoplasm. NCBI's taxonomy places the organism in Eukaryota, Fungi, Ascomycota, Sordariomycetes, Hypocreales, Bionectriaceae. The transcript is spliced from 4 exons.